Messenger RNA from Patella vulgata (common limpet), 1540 nucleotides. Its product is annotated as arylsulfatase J. The record is from RefSeq and is a predicted model, not a curated record. The transcript has 8 exons. Bases 8 to 1513 code for a protein of 501 amino acids. NCBI's taxonomy places the organism in Eukaryota, Metazoa, Mollusca, Gastropoda, Patellidae.
CAGGAAGAUGUUCAGUAUUAUAAAUAUAGUAUUAUUGUCUGGUAUAAUCCACUGUGUUUCCAGUAAACAACCCAACAUUCUUCUGGUAGUAGCUGAUGAUUAUGGUUUUCAUGAUAUUGGUUACCAUAAUUCAGAGAUUAAAACACCAACAUUAAAUAGAUUGGCAGGAGAGGGGAUUAAACUAGAGAAUUACUAUGUUCAACCGAUCUGUACCCCAACUAGAAGUCAAUUAUUAUCAGGGCGAUAUCAGAUACACACAGGUUUACAGCAUAGUAUAAUAUGGUGGUCUCAACCAAAUGGUCUACCAUUGGACAGCCCAACUAUUGCUGAUAAACUAAAAGAAGUAGGUUAUUCAACCCAUGCUGUAGGUAAAUGGCAUCUUGGAUUUUAUAAAAAGGAAUAUUUACCAACAAGUAGAGGUUUUGAUUCAUACUUUGGUUACCUCGGUGGUAGUGAGCAGUACUAUUUGCAUACUUUAUGCGACAACCACCAAUAUUCGAAUUCAACUCUACCCAAGUACUGUGGUUACGACUUGCGAGAUAAUCUGACGGUAACCAAUCAAACUGGUCGAUAUUCAACACAUUUAUUUACAGAACGAGCCGUUGAUAUAGUUAAACAACAUGACCAGAAUAAGCCAUUGUUCCUGUAUUUACCAUACCAAGCUGUUCACGCUCCUCUUCAAGUUCCUGAUAGUUAUAUAAAACAAUAUGAUUUUAUUCAAGAUAAAAAUAGACGAAUAUACGCUGGUAUGGUAACUUGUAUGGAUGAAGGUGUAAAGAAUGUUACUGAUGCUUUUAUGGAAGCCGGUUUAUGGAAUAAUACAGUAAUGAUUUUCACAACGGAUAAUGGAGGUCAAGUACAUGCAGGUGGUAAUAACUGGCCAUUACGGGGAUGGAAAGGAUCAUUGUGGGAUGGUGGAAUGCAUGGAGUAGGGUUUGUACAUGGUCAAGCAUUAAAAAAUAAAGGAUCUGUGAAUGAUGCGUUGAUCCAUGUUUCUGAUUGGUAUCCUACUUUAGUGAAAUUAGGGGGAGGUAAUCUAAAUGGUACACUACCUUUAGAUGGCUUUGAUCAAUGGGCAACUAUCAGUGAAGAUGCCCCUGCAGUAAGAAAAGAACUGUUACACAACAUUGAUCCGAUGACGACGCUGGCUGGUAACAGAAUGUAUCCUGGCACGUUUGAUAAUAGAAUUAGAGCUGCUCUUAGAGUUGGUGACUGGAAAAUACUCACCGGUAAUCCAGGUGAUAGCCACUGGGUUCCACCACCACAUCUACAAGUAGACAAGAACCUGACAUUACCAAGUACCAACAGUCAAGAUCAGAAUCUUUGGUUAUUUAAUAUUAAAGAUGAUCCAAAUGAAAGAAGAGAAUUAUCAGCUCUAUAUCCUGAUAUAGUUAAAUCCAUGUUGGAUAGACUGGAUUAUUACAGUAAUACCGCCGUUCCUGUUCGUUAUCCUGAUCCUGACCCUCAAGCUAAUCCAGACUUACACGGCGGUGUCUGGGGUCCUUGGGAAUAAAGAACUUUCGAAACAAAUCUGUCACUU